Molecule: messenger RNA, 1554 nt
Organism: Nakaseomyces glabratus
Lineage: Eukaryota; Fungi; Ascomycota; Saccharomycetes; Saccharomycetales; Saccharomycetaceae
Gene: UTP15
Product: snoRNA-binding rRNA-processing protein UTP15
Biological process (GO): positive regulation of transcription by RNA polymerase I; rRNA processing
Cellular component (GO): nucleolus
Molecular function (GO): protein binding
Source: RefSeq, a predicted model, not a curated record
AUGUCUUCGUCGCACCCACGCAUAGUUACAUCCCGGGCUGCUGUGCUGCCGCAGCAGACCACUGCGGAGCAGCGGUACUGGCGGCAGUACGCUGCUACGCAGCUGGUGAAGGAGCACAACAGUGUUACGCAUGUAGCGUUCAAUCCGCAGAAGCCGCACGACUUCGCUGUAACGUCGUCUACCAGGGUGCAGGUGUUCUCCUCGCGGACGCGCCAGGCGAUCAAGACCUUCUCCCGUUUCAAGGACGUGGUGUACUCUGCGUCGUACCGGAAGGACGGUAAGCUGCUGUGUGCCGGUGACGCCACGGGUCUCGUGUCCGUCUAUGACUCGUACAACCCGCGGACGCUGCUGGUGUCUGUAGCCGCCUCCCAGCACCCCACGCACGUCACCAAGUUCCACGACCACGACUUGAAGACGCUGGUCUCCGCGAGCGACGACCGUGUCACCAGGGUGUGGGACAUCUCGCACGCCUACGAGCCCCAGCUGGAGCUGACGGGUGCCGCCGACUACGUGCGGACGCUGUGCUUCGUGCCAGCGGCACCGCACCUGGUGGUCACCGGCUCCUACGACGGCGCGCUCAGACUCUAUGACACCAGGGCAGGCAGCAAGCCCCAGCACACACUGGUGCACGACCAGCCCGUCGAGAACGUCGUCGCCAUCUCGCCCACACAGCUGGUCUCUUGCGGUGGGCCCAACUUCAAAGUCUGGGACCUGACCAGCAACAAGAAGAUAUUCGAGCGCGCGAACUUCAACAAGACCGUCACCUGCCUCGACUACGUGAACCUCCCUAGCGACUCCGGCCUGGCAUCAAACUCAGCGCUGCUGGCGUCCUCGCUGGACGGCCACGUCAAGGUGUUCGACCCGCUGGACAACUUCCAAGUGAAGUUCGGCUGGAAGUUCUCCAGCGCAGUGCUGAGCUGCGCAGUGUCCCCCAGCGACGCCCAAGGCAGCAGGCAUCUAGUAGCAGGUCUCACAUCAGGACUGCUGGCCAUCAGAACCAAGAAGAAAGAGAAGAGGAACAGCCACCUGGCUGUGGACGACUACACAGCCGGCUCCACGGGCCCAAAGAAGAGCAACAACUUCCAAAGAAUGAUGCGUGGGUCCCAGUACCAAGGUGACCUAGAACAUAUAAUCCACGAUGACAAAGUGAAACAGCAGCGCCGCUUGCGCACUUUCGAAAGAUACAUCAACCAGUUCAAGUGGGCUGAGGCACUCGAUUGCGCUUUCGUGCCCGGUAUGGCCAAAGAACUCACUUUGACUAUCCUCCAGGAGCUGCGCAAGCGUGGCAAGAUACGGGUAGCACUCCAGAACAGAGACGAGUCCUCGCUAGAGCCACUACUUAACUGGUGUCUGAAAGGUAUAGAAGACGUAAGGUCAGUUAACGUGGUCGUCGACUGGGUCACAGUGGUCCUGGAGAUGUACGGCCAAGUAGCCCAGGAGUCCCCAGUGCUGAACGAAAUGGUGGUGGCACUACGUAACAAGGUCAGAGAGGAAGUUCACAAAGCAGAAGAGGCCCAGAGGAUAGAAGGCAUGCUCCAAUUGCUAACGAACUAG